AUGAAGCUUGUUGGAAUGCCAAGAGGAGGACAGAAAGCUAUCCAUGGAACUGCAGUGAAUGUACCAUCAAAACUACAGCCAGUUUUUAUCCUGUUGCCCAGGCUUCCAAGUACAGCUGAUGUAGUGCACUUGAAGCUCAAAAGAAAACUCAGCGACACGGGGCACUACAUGCAUGAAUACAUUCAGCCCAAGAAGGUGAUAGAGGCACUCCAAUGGCUACAGCAAAACAACCCACUCUACAAGGACAUCACCAUCUUCCUUGAUUGGGAGCGUCAGUGGGAAGAUGAUGACCCUGACCUGUGGGAGGCCAUAGCAAACGCAUGUCAUGAGGAAAUGGAAGUCAGCCAUGAAGAUGAAGCAGAUACAGUAGCUGACAACAGUUUAUCUGUAUCCUCCGCCCCACUGUCACCUCUACCCACUGGGGAUGAUUAUACAAUUUUGAGCCAUCUGGCGAAGAGACGAAAAUUGCAGCUGAAAGAUGUACCUGGUGAUGGAAACUGUUUUUUCCAUGCUGUAUCCAUCUUCCUACCGGCAGCAGGAGUGCAAGCAAUGACUGGUCCAGAGAUAAGAGCAAGGAUGACAGACAGUUUGCCCAGCUGCUGAUGCGAGUUAGGACAGCUAGCUGCACUCCAGCGGACAUUGCUUUGUUGAAAUCAAGGGUUGUUGUAAAGACAGACGCCAACUACCCAAAUCAAGCAUUGCAUGUCUUCAAAACCAAUAAAGAAGUUGAUGACCGCAACAACGAACAUCUAAGAAAACUGCCAACACAAGUGUUUGACAUCAAAGCCAUUGAUCAGAAAAAAGAUGUCCAGACAGGAAUCAUAGAUAUCAACAUUUCUGCUAAACCGUCUGACACAGGAGGAUUGAGAGAGACAGUCUCAGUUGCUGUUGGUGCCAGAGUGAUGGUCACAGUCAACAUCAAUGUGUCUGAUGGGUUAGCCAAUGGUGUGUGUGGCACUGUUGUUGGAAUUGAGCACACAGGAAAUGAUGUCCAUGUGUUAUUGGUAGAGUUUGACAGUGAAAGAGUUGUUAGAAAAGCCACUGCUGGAAGCCAGUAUCGACGUACGUUUCCUGCAGCAGUGCCCAUCAGUAGGCAGGAUGUACAGUUUUUUGUUGGACGAGGAAGACGGUCAGUAGAAGCAAAGAGGAAACCGUUUCCCCUGUCAUUGGCUUGGAGCUGUACCAUCCAUAAGGUCCAGGGAAAGACGCUGGACAAAGUGAUUGUGUCCAUGGAAGGCAGGGGGAGUUUUAUGCCAGGCCAGGCCUAUGUCGCCCUGAGUCGUGUAAAGAACUUGGCUGGUCUAUUUCUUCUUGGAUUUGAUGCAGCUGCUAUUCGUGUCAAUCCUGCUGUGGUAAAGGAAAUGACCCGUCUCAGACAGAGAGUGCUGCCCUCUACUGUCAACUCUAUUGAUGAACCUCAUUCUCUCAACAUUCGUCUGCUUAAUGUUCGGUCUUACCUGGAACACUUAGAAGAUCUCAGGGCUGACAACUCUGUAAAAAAUGUUGAUGUCUUCUGCUAUGAUGAAUAUUUCCUGAAACAACAGCAAGAUAUUGACUUAGUUAUCCCAAAUGCACAAAGUUUCAGAGCAGACAGAAGUACUGCAGUUGGGCAAGGGGGUGGAGUAAUGACAGUUGCCAGACAGGAGGUUUUGCCAACGGAUCUGCAGUUGGCUAUCACUGGAGUAGAAUAUACAGUAGUGUCGGUAAAAAAAGGUGGCACACAGAUCAACAUAGUGACUCUAUACAGGCCACCUUCUACACCCCCUGCUGUCUUCAUCCAGGCAUUACAAGCCCUCAUAAGAUCACUUCCAGAUGAUACAAUCAUCCUGGGAGAUUUCACCUUUGACCUGCUACAAUCAUCUCAUCACAACAUCAUUUCAUUCAUGGAGAAGCAUGGUUUCAAUCAAGAAGUACAGGUUCCAACUACCGACUAUGGAACGCUUCUCGACCAUGUGUAUAUCAGAAAUUAUUUGGGAACAGAGGUCAAAGUUUUGUACACUUACUUUUCUGACCAUGAUACAGUGUGUGUUUCCUUAAAGAUUUAA
This is a messenger RNA of Xyrichtys novacula (pearly razorfish), 2045 nucleotides long. The record is from the annotation of a GenBank genome assembly. NCBI's taxonomy places the organism in Eukaryota, Metazoa, Chordata, Actinopteri, Labriformes, Labridae.